This is a messenger RNA of Ascoidea rubescens DSM 1968, 1322 nucleotides long. Its product is annotated as MIND complex subunit NNF1. The record is from RefSeq and is a predicted model, not a curated record. Gene Ontology annotation, biological process: chromosome segregation. The coding region runs from base 436 to 1152 and encodes 238 amino acids. The transcript has a single exon. Gene Ontology annotation, cellular component: MIS12/MIND type complex. Lineage: Eukaryota; Fungi; Ascomycota; Saccharomycetes; Ascoideales; Ascoideaceae.
GUUUUGCUGUUAUAGUCCAUUUUUGAUAUGUAGUGUGUAACAUAAGCAAUAUCAAGAAUCAGAAUUUGAACAAAACUAGAGAAAAAUAUUAAUAUACAAUCAUAUGUAUAAAACUAUGUUUCUGAAUAAGUGACGGCAAUUAUUAAAAUUCUGUGCAUUUACAUGCAUGAAAACAACUUUGUGUAUUCUAUUACUUUCUUGCUCUUUUGAACAGAGAAAUCCCUCUCUUACUGGUCGUCGGCCUGAUAAUGGUUCUGAUCAACUUGUCGUCCUCGAUUAUUAGAUACAUAGUUGUGUUUGGCAACAUUUUGGCUCUUUUCCUUCUUUACCGACGUCAGACAGACAUCGAUGUUUUUAUCGUUAUCGCGGAAACUUCCAAAACGGCAAUUUUAGAUCAUAAACAACGAUGGUGAGCGUUUGUUUUUGUUUCAGCGGAUGGAAAAAUUAGCUGAUACUUGGAAUCUUAACGCCAGAAAGAAGAUGGACAGGGAAGAGAAUGCUCGCCAGAAUAAGAAAAGUGGCGAAAGAGAUGAAGAGAGUGUCAGUGAAGACGACCAGACUACGCGAUUUAAAUUGCUAGAGAGAGCAGCGAUAAUUGCAUUGAAAAAAUCAAUGGACGUUCUUACGUUAGAGAAGCUAUCUACCUGCUAUCCAACAUUGGCCAGUAAUGAAGAAGGGCUCAAGGCUCUCAAGAACGCUGAGUUGCAGGUGAAGGAGUUUUGGUUCAAAAAUAGCCAAAAUGAAUUUAAUAACAUAUUCCAAGAAAAAAGUGUUAAAACCAAGCUUGACGAACUAGAUCAGAUCAUUCGCGAAAGUCUCCAAAAUUUCAACAAUAAGAGUGAAAAUGGGAAAUUGGUGAUUGAGGACUUGAAGCCAGAUGAUGUUCUUUUGAACAAUCUAUACCAGAACAAGGUUCACUACUACAACGAGCUCAUCUCCAAGUACAUGGAAAUCAAAGAAAAAAACAAGGAGACUGCUCGUCAAAUUGUAACAAUAAGCCAAAUAUCCACCCAAACAGUUGGUGAAUUAGACUCAAAAUUCGAGGAGUUGCAGCGUAUCAACCAGGAGAUGGGAUACGCUGGCGACGAGGAGAUGCUGGCGCUUGGGCCCUACGACGGGUUGUUUGCGCGCCUCUGUCAAAGCGAGCUCUAGCAUUGUUUGUGCUGCUUGUGCUGCUUGUGCUGCUUGUGCUGUUUUUGCCUCCUUGCUAAAAAAACCCCGUUUCAUCCUGCCUCCGGAGUGCGGCGUGCGGAGCGGUGUUGUAAAUUUCCCAAUGGAGAUAAAGCAAAGAUUUUUUCUGUGGAUUUAUCAAUAGAAAAGAA